Somion occarium is the source of this 1311-nucleotide messenger RNA. Lineage: Eukaryota; Fungi; Basidiomycota; Agaricomycetes; Polyporales; Cerrenaceae. The record is from the annotation of a GenBank genome assembly.
ACUAUCGAUCAUUCAACAAUCAUUCAACAACCCUCAAGACGUCUGCCGUCCGUUAUCUUAUUCCGGAUAUUCCUUCCUUCUAACGUCCAUGUCGGCGCCCGCGUCAGGUCGCAGACGAUGCAAACAAUAGGACCUGGGGUAGGACGAAUCGUCCUACGACCACACGGUUCAGAAGCUGUCUUCUCUGAACUUUCAUAUGCAUACCCCCUCAAGCUGCUGUCACCCAAAGUUUCCCAACGGAAUACGGCAGUAGUAUACGUCCUCAGCUAUGGCGGGGGAUUAGUAGGAGGUGAUCAGAUCAAGCUCUCCGUUGAAGUGCAUGACGGUUCGUCUCUGGUGAUGUUAUCACAGGGGUCUACGAAGGUCUUCAAGACCAGACCGGGACAUCAGCUCGCGCAAGGGCAGAAUUUGGAGAUGAACGACCUAACCUGCCAACACUUCGACAUUGAGGUCUCUCCCGGAAGCUCUGUCUUUCUGCUCCCUGACCCCGUCACCUGUUUUCGUUCAGCAAAGUACAACCAAGUGCAAAAGUUCCGCCUAUCCGGAGACGCGUCUGCGGUACUUUUGGAUUGGAUCACGUCCGGCAGGAAGUCGCUUGGAGAAGAAUGGGUCUUCAACCGGUAUUACAGUCUCAAUGAGCUUUGGGUGGAUGGGAAACGAAUAGCUCGGGAUGCUAUGCUCUUAGAAGAGGAGAUCCCCAUUCAGUCGGUGCCUACACGCACUCUUGCAGACCGCCUGCAGCCUUAUUCGUGCUAUGCUACCGUACUCAUGUAUGGUCCUCUCACACAGGCGAUCAGUCGUACUCUGACCGCUGAAUUCGAGGCGAUCUCUGUGUUCAAGCAACAUACUCGACCGUCUCUCAUAUGGUCUAUUAGUCCGAUCUCUGAGGGUGAAGGUUGUGUACUCCGUGUUGCGGCUGGGGAGAGCGAGGAUGUGCGCCGAUGGCUUGGUCGUGCCCUUCGGCCCUUGGAAGGUAUUAUUGGCAUGGAUAUUUAUCGCAGAGCAUUUGCUUAAAUGCGUGAUGCUUAUAUGUUGAUGGAUGCUGCCAUGGAUUCGCGGCUUGUGAGUGGCAUCUCCAUGUACUGUAGGUAUCCACUAUGUUAACGAGCUUUGUCUCAGAACCAUAGAUUGAGUAAAGUCGACCUGUUGGAUCACACCUCGUGAUAGGUCUGAGAUGUAAUGGAUUGACGGAUGCCAGUACGCAGCUCUACGUCACUCUAUUCUCGUACUUGUGCAGAGUACGUAUUGUCCAGACUUGCUUAUCGUGUACAUGAUAGGAACAGUGGGAAAUCUGACUAUAAUUAUGACCUU